CAUAAAACCAUACGGGGAUAUAUCAGAAGCCAAUAAUUCCGAGCUCAAUUGUUCUUUCUCCAGCUCCGGAAAGCUAUCUCCCCUCGGUCAUUCCCCGGAAAUUCUAAUCAUUUCCCCGCAAAGAUACCAACUCAUCUGUCCUCACAAGAUCCACCGAUUUACAGUCACGACCUGCUUUUUAUAUGGCAUAGCCAGGGAUCAAUCGGAUUCAAUUUCUCUAUCCACUCAACUACCGAGUGAUAUCCCCUUUGACGUCUUUAUACCCACAGUGGCCAUGGGUCUCAAGAUUUGAAUUGCAGCAGUUCUCUCCGGCUCUAUCUCUGUUCUGCAAGCCACGCCAGUAGCUCAUUCGAAAGAGAGAAUUAUAUCCUCAGUCUCGACUUGAGCUGUGCUUGAAGGCAAUAGGCUGAUUCCGUGUGUGCUAUUUCUGCCUUUUGCCAUUAUUAGAUCCCAAUUCGUUAGACAAUAUGGAGACUUCGAAUCAGGCCCUGGUGGCUCCGGGAAAAGCCGGCCAGUCUAACAGCAAGGCUCAAGAUCUCAAGCCUCGUCUUCUUCUUAUGGGGUUGAGAAGGAGUGGAAAAUCGUCUAUCGCUAGCGUUGUCUUCCACAAAAUGCCGCCGAACGAAACGUUAUUCCUUGAGUCUACUACUCGUAUCCAAAAGGACUCGAUCCACUCUUUCAUGGACUUCCAGGUCUGGGACUUUCCCGGUCAGCUGGAAUACUUUGAGCCUUCCUUUGACCUCGAGGAUAUCUUUGGGAGCCUUGGAGCUUUGGUUUGGGUCAUCGAUGCGCAGGAUGACUACCUGGACUCAGUUGCUCGCCUGAACCGUACAAUCUUGACUGUCCAGCAAUACUAUCCUAACAUCAACAUCGAGGUUUUCAUCCACAAGGUAGACGGGCUUUCGGACGAGUACCGUGGCGAUACCUUCCAGGACAUUGUGCAGCACAUCUCGGAUGAACUAAGCGAUGCCGGCUACGAGAAUGCGCCAGUUCACUACUAUAUGACAUCCAUUUAUGACUACUCGGUAUUCGAAGCAUUCAGCAAAGUCAUUCAAAAACUCAUCCCCAACCUGUCCACUCUGGAGAACUUGAUCAACACGCUUGGUGACAACUGUGGAUUCGAAAAGACCUAUCUCUUCGACGUGCUGAGCAAGAUUUACAUUGCAUCCGAUACUCGUCCUAUAGAUAUGGCAUGCUAUGAGAUGUGUUCGGACUACAUCGACGUAAUUGUCGACGUUUCAGAACUGUACUCAUGGGAUCAUCCGGACCGCAAACCCAAGGGUGACCAGAUUCAAGAAGCAGAGAGCCACGUCGUUUUGCACGACGAGACGAUGAUCCAUCUCAUGGAAAUGAACAAGUAUUUAUGUCUCGUAUCCGUGCUCCGUCAUCCAGAGGCCAAGGAGAAAAAGGGCCUGAUUGACAUGAACUGCCGUACAUUCCAAGACGCUCUCCAGGAUGUGUUUACUCGCGGAUGGGAUCAGGACAAGGAUCAUGAGACCGAGAGUCAAAGGGACCAGGUGUAAGGCCAGCUGAGAUGGACUCGUUCCAGGAGCUGCGUGGGCACACGCCCAAAAAUUUUUUUGAGAUAGCUUGUUUGUCGAUAUUCCUGUCGCAUUUCCAGGCUUUUAUACUUCUAUGAAGUUCGACAUACCCAAAUUUCUUCUGAUAGCAUCAAUUGACUGAAUGAUCACACAUUCUGAGCAAAAUCCAGCCAGGCAAAUCGUGAUGGCCGGAUUGACAAUAAGGCACCAACUAUGAUAGUCCAGGCAUCAUAACGACCCG
Messenger RNA from Aspergillus glaucus CBS 516.65, 1782 nucleotides. RefSeq names its product GTR/RAG family Ras-related GTP-binding protein. Bases 468 to 1523 code for a protein of 351 amino acids. Gene Ontology annotation, biological process: cellular response to amino acid stimulus; regulation of autophagy; positive regulation of TOR signaling. The record is from RefSeq and is a predicted model, not a curated record. The transcript has 5 exons. Gene Ontology annotation, cellular component: fungal-type vacuole membrane; nucleus; Gtr1-Gtr2 GTPase complex. Gene Ontology annotation, molecular function: GTPase activity; GTP binding. NCBI's taxonomy places the organism in Eukaryota, Fungi, Ascomycota, Eurotiomycetes, Eurotiales, Aspergillaceae.